Prunus armeniaca (apricot) is the source of this 1104-nucleotide messenger RNA. Lineage: Eukaryota; Viridiplantae; Streptophyta; Magnoliopsida; Rosales; Rosaceae. The record is from the annotation of a GenBank genome assembly.
AUGCCUGGGGUAGAAAUUGAUCGAUCUACCUUAUGGAAGAAAGCUAGACAAGACAAAGGUAACAUCCCUGAUCCAAAGGUGGCAGAUAAAGCAAAAUUAAUUGAUGAAUUGCAAAAACAAGUCGCUGAAGGCAGUCUCAGUGUAUCUGACAAAGCAAGCUGCUCUAGGGAUGUGAGAUCACUAUAUUUUGAGGAUGAUACUGCCAAAAAUGGGGAAAAACAGGAAGAAAUGAAAUAUGAGGAUUUAGAAAAUCAAGAUGAAGAGAAGAAAGAAGAAAAAAAAGAUGAAGAGAAGAAAGAAGAAAAACAAGAUGAAGAGAAGAAAGAAAAAAAAGAAGAUGAAGAAAAGCAUGAUGAAAAGGUGGAGGUGCCAUCUUCCUUACAAUCUCUUUGUCGUUAUGUGGAAACCACACUAAAGCCUCAGGAGAAGAUCAUGACCUUUACAAUUGAGAAGGAGGUGUUUGGUGCAGAUCGCAGUACCUUCGUCUUGCUUGAAGAUAUUACACAGUUAGCAGGCAUGGAAGAAAUUGGGGCUAUUGUGCUUGCAGUAUAUAUGAGGUGCUUAUAUGAUCAUUUGAAAGAAGUAAAUAUGUUCAACAUGGUUGGCAUUAUCGACCCUGCUCAAGUUAGUGCCAACGCUGGGUCACUAACUGACAGAUCACGAUUGGUAGCCAGUCGACUUCAGAAGACAGAUGGUGAACAGAUUUUCAUGAUGCCUUACAAUCGAGGCCGUCAUUGGGUCUUGCUGAUUGUGAGAGCAAAGAAGGAAACUGUCUAUUUUCUGGAUCCUCUACCCGGAAAUCGUGUGGUUAAUGAGGAGACCAAAAAUAUGGUGAACAGUGCUAUAAAAAUUUAUAAUUCCCACAUAGGCAGACAAGGCCGUAAAGCACCCAUUUGGAAAACUUUGCCAGACACACCAAAGCAACCCAGCAGUGUCGAAUGCGGGUAUUAUGUCAUGCACUUCAUGAGAGACAUCAUCAUGGAUCCUUCCCUGGAGUUUGAGAAGAUGUUUGCCAAGGGAAAAGAGCAAGCGCCAUACCCCCAAGCAGCCAUUGAUGAAGUCAGGAAUGAAUGGGCAGAGUUUGUUUGCCUUCAUGUGGAGUAG